Mizuhopecten yessoensis (Yesso scallop) is the source of this 2945-nucleotide messenger RNA. Its product is annotated as mediator of RNA polymerase II transcription subunit 16-like. NCBI's taxonomy places the organism in Eukaryota, Metazoa, Mollusca, Bivalvia, Pectinida, Pectinidae. Gene Ontology annotation, cellular component: mediator complex. The transcript is spliced from 8 exons. The record is from RefSeq and is a predicted model, not a curated record. Bases 114 to 2606 code for a protein of 830 amino acids. Gene Ontology annotation, biological process: positive regulation of DNA-templated transcription. Gene Ontology annotation, molecular function: protein binding.
CUUAGAGCAGUAAGCUUAUAGGAAACCAGGACAUUUAUUUUACAAUGGAGAAAAACGCGAACUUCUUAAAAUGACAUUAACAUUUUGAUUUGAUUCUUGCUUCGUUUGUGAAUAUGGAGGUGCUAUAUAGCAUUGAUGUCGAAGGUGAAAUUAAGCAGAACGACUGGUUGACAGAAGGAAAGUGUUGUUGUUGCCUGUCAUGCCAGAACCUUAUGUGCAUUUGUAAACAAAGCACAUCAGGUUCUGAUAAGGAGGAUGCAGCCGGGAAGUUUAAUGUUAUCUAUGAAGUAAUUGUAUUUGAUCUGGACAAACCAUGGGAAUUUUUCACAGUUAUGACAAGUCCAGUGUCUGUGACUUGUAUGACCUGGGACAGGACCGGCACACGUCUCCUCAUCACAGACAUGGAUGGGCAGUGUCAAGUGUGGCAAAUGGAGGAUUUUUUCAUCAACAAGUGGAAGUUACUAGGGAAGUCAUCAAUUCCAGGAGAAGAGAUUUUGGCCAUGGCAUGGUUCCAUACAGGUGUACAGAUCAAUUUUAAUCCUGAGAAAAGGGAUGCAGUAACCUACACUGAAAAAUUUCUGCGCUCAAAGUUCACACCGACCUUGACACAGUUUGGAGGUCAGCCAUUAGAUGGGUGGUUGGCUGUUACAGAAACAGGACUGAUCAGUGUGGGUGUGAUAAAUCAGCAGGAUCAGACUAUCAUGACUGCACAAGCUAGUCUUGGUGGCAGCCACCUGCGCCUCAGCCUGGCGACCAUCGCCCACACAGGCACAGGGGAAGUAAUGGUGGCCACGGCGGACGGCCAGCUGUCCUCCACCAUACAAUGCUUCUUGGUGACAGUGCGGGUUACACAGAGUGCUGUCAAGGUUCUGGCCAAGGCCAGCUCCAGUCUCUACAUGAAGAGUCAGAUGGACUAUGGUGCCCAGGACAGUCAAAAGAUGAUGGUGUCCCAUAUACAGUUCCUCAAUGCGGAGAGCAGUGACACACUGAUUCUGUGUUGUGGUAGUCAGGGUUACAGCUGCCUGGAGGUCUGGCAGCUGAUCGAUCAACAUAUCCCACUGAACAAACUGUUUCAGAUGAGUUCAGGGCCAGACACUGCCUACAAGAUUCCAAAGUGGAUGCACAAGGCUACAAUCCCUCAUGCAUCCUAUCUGUCAGCCAUCGCUGGACCCACACUGCCCAUGAGCAAAACCUUCAUGGAGACUGGUUUCUCCCCGUACAUUGCUGUGGCAUACAGGGACAGCACCAUCAAACUGAUCCACCGAUACACACACCAGGUCAUUCAUACAUACUUUGAUGCGCUCGGUGCUGCCAAUCAGAGCAUCAGUCCAACAAAAAGACAAAAACUAACAAUUCAUGCGUCUAACAUGAUUCAGACAUUGAGUGGAUGUGGCCUGAUUGCAUUGCAUGAUGGGAAGGUGUCAGUGUUACGCGUGUACAAUAUGCGUGAUGGAUUGAUGGCAAUGAAUCCAUCAUAUGUGUGUCUCCUGCUAGAAUAUGCCAUGGUUACAGGACAGGAUUGGUGGGAUGCCAUGCUUGCAGUCAAACAAAACACCAUUGAUGGAAUCAGCCAGAAAUUAACUGAGAAUUAUUUUAAACAAACCUACUCCAUGCAAGACGUGGUCAGUAUACGCCUUGUUGCCCUCAAGGUGGCACUAUACAGUAGUGCUAACAAUGGCCACCAGAGGGCCAUGGACUAUCAUGCUCGAUUGGUCCUGCAGUCCAUCACUGCCUUGUUCAGGGGACUAUUACGGCCAAAGUCAGCUAACCAACAAGAGAAGACACCUGCUGAGAAACUUGGGGCCCUAUGUAAAACAACAGACGGCAAUCUGGAGAAUAUCUUGCUUAACCUAGAAAUCGAGGAUUUCCUCAUCGAUUCCAGGAAAAGAGACAAAUCACAGGGAGCUGAAGAAAGUGCCCUCCAGUCCUUACAGCCUCUGAUCCAGUGGGUGGCUGACUUCACUCUCCACCUACUUGCCACUAUCCCGAUGUACCAGUCCUACUCAAGCUUUCCAGGGUCCUCCCUUCUCACCGACCGCAGUCUACUCAACACACUACGGGAACUCCUUGUCAUUGUACGUGUCUGGGGCAUCAUAAGUCCAUCAUGUCUGCCUGUCUUUACAACUUCUAGUACAGACUGUCUUGCUCACUUAUUCAAAGUCGUCACGAAGGCAUGGCAGUGUUGCAAGGAAGGAGGUGGCGUUGAGUGUGAUGAUGCCCUCCUUGAUGAGUGUUGUCUCCUCCCCAGCAAAAUUGUUAUUCCCAGCAUGAAUCAGAGUUUCCGACUGGAUGAUUCGGGAUACAGUAUAUUUACACAACCAAGUUCUCAAAUGUUUAGCUUGGGAGAGGAGCCAGAGUUUAUGUAUAACAGAAAGAAACUCAAAUUCCCUUUCUUGUCUGAUGUGCUAACAGAGAGUCAGCAGAAUCAUGACAUCAUACGACAAGUUCAUCUUGGUGCUCGGCCUUCAGAUGCAGUUAGAAGGUGCACAAGAUGUGGAGGAUAUUCCCUUAUCAAAAGUCUAGGCAAGUCUCCUAUAAUGAAGUCGUGGGAGGCUCGAUGGAGAAAAAACUGUUUGUGUGGGGGGCUAUGGAAAGUAGAAAAAUGACGAUCAACCACUGUACAGUUUAAAUAGUGCUAGGGGAUGUGACAUAAGGGGAUUAGGAGUUAUGACUAGUAAGUAACUUUAAGAUAUGGACAAGAACAAACUGUCAAAGGAAAUAAAAGUCUUUUUAUCUUUCUUAAAGAGACUGUGCUUUAAGAUAGUCAGGGACAUGUUGAUUAAGAUAUUUCACGUAUUGUCAUUUAACUUUCCCUUCAUCAGCACAUCAUCAUUAAUCAAAACUAUACAGCAGACUUGAAAUCUCAGCAGACUUGUAUGUCAAUCAUGCGAAAAUAAAAUGAAACAGCAUAAAAUACUGUUGGCAAAUAUUAACUUGUUUGUUAU